Raphanus sativus (radish) is the source of this 1029-nucleotide messenger RNA. RefSeq lists its product as uncharacterized. The record is from RefSeq and is a predicted model, not a curated record. NCBI's taxonomy places the organism in Eukaryota, Viridiplantae, Streptophyta, Magnoliopsida, Brassicales, Brassicaceae. The coding region runs from base 96 to 926 and encodes 276 amino acids. The transcript has 4 exons.
AAAAGAACUGGAGGAGCGAAACGAAGUCGUUUAAAAGCUUCUUUUACAAGUAUGUCUUUUAACCCCCACACAAACUUGAGAAACUAGGGUUUGUGAUGGCUUCCUCAGAUCACGAGAUCAUCACUGACCCGUGGGAUCCUAAAUGUGUGAGGGCGUGUAGUAUGUAUAUCCCUGGACAAGAGCCCGAGGGUACGAAGCUUCUGCUGGAGAAGAUUCGUGGGAAACGUGACAGACGGAUCCACAAUCACACACAAGCUGAGGAGCAACGUAUCAUCAACGACCAGAUCGUCAAGUCACAGGGCUUUGAUGUUGAUUUCCUCAAGUUGCGUUACCUUUUCGAUUUCCAGCCUGCGUUUCUCGAUGAUAUCGAUACCGACACCGGCAGGGACUUUUUCGGUAGACUCUCUGCGGAAGCCAUUGAGAUCUACAACAAAACAGAGGGGACUGAUUUUGAGUUCGUUGAAGUUGAGAAAGCAAAUAUUUACUCCAACAGCGGAGAGGUCUACUUCAUCACGUUUGUAGCCAAAGAUCCGCUUGACCAGACAAAAGUGUUUCAAGCUAAGGUCAUUCAUGUUUUCUGUAGAGAGAUUGUACACAGCUUCUGCAGGCUUAAACCCAAUCAACAAGUAACAUGUGAUGAUGAAGAGUCUAUUGCAAAGAAAGCGCCCAUUACAAGUAAAAAGAAGAGAAAGCAUGGGUUGAAAAUUAAACGAAGGUUUAUUCAUUCAGACCCACAAGUUGAUGAUUUGGUCCUCGGUGAUACGCUAGCAGCCCAGCCCAAGAGCAAAGAACAUCCGUCAUCAACAGCUACUUAUGAAAACAGAGCACAAGGAGAUGAGAAGGAGCAAAGGACGUUUAGUGAGCUUACGAAUCGGUUCUCUGCCCUUGCUUCAUUUGAUUUAUCAAGGAUGAUUCCAUCUUUGUAGUUCACCUUGGUUUUAAACUUUUAGCCUGAAUGCAUCUGUAUUACAAUUUAAAAUCAAGACAAUAUGUUCACUUUGCAAUUUUUAGUUUAGAAGUGUUCUUAUA